CCAUUUCAUGGUUUCCGAACAUCAUUAGAAGGUUAUAGGAACAACAAAACAACGUUAAUUCUUGACCUUCUUCAAUUCCUUUCAUUAAAUUCACCUGCCAGCUUCUUUUUUGUUGCUGGCAUUUGAGAAGGGGCGUUAAGAUUCGGCACUGCUAACAAAGAUUUAUUGUCUAAAUUAUGAGCGAGUCCGGACCUGAACGCCCAGUUCGACCCAGUUUGGAAAAAAUCGAUUUGGAGAGCUCUGAGGAGGAAAAGAAGGCUAGGCGUAACUCUCUGAAGCAGAGAGCAAUCAAUGCGUCUAACAAGUUUAGGACAUCAUUCGCUAAGAAGAGCAGGAGGAACAGUAAAGUCAUGUCGGUCUUUAUUGAGGAUGAACAUGAUGCAGAGGAUUUGAAGGCGGUUGAAGAAUUACGUAAAGCUUUGAUCCCAGAAAAUCUACUACCUUCAAAGCAUGAUGAUUUUCACAUGCUCUUGAGGUUUUUAAAGGCUAGGAACUAUGAUCUUGAAAAGUCCAAGAAAAUGUGGUCUGAUAUGAUACAAUGGAGGAAGGAGUAUGGCACAGAUACCAUCAUGGAGGAUUUCGAUUUCAAGGAAAGAGACGAAGUACUUCAAUACUAUCCUCAAGGACACCAUGGGGUUGAUAAGGAUGGAAGACCGGUAUAUAUUGAGAGACUUGGUAUGGUCGAUGCUACCAAGCUCAUGCAAGCCACAACCCUCGAGCGUUAUAUCAAGUACCACGUGAUGGAGUUUGAAAGGACCUUUAUUGAUAAGUUCCCAGCCUGCUCAAUUGCUGCUAAAAGGCAUGUUGAUCAAAGUACCACAAUUCUCGAUGUUCAAGGAGUGGGCUUGAAAAGCAUGAACAAAUCUGCUAGAGAGCUUAUCCAAUCUCUCCAAAGCAUCGAUGGUAACAACUAUCCUGAGACACUCUGCCGCAUGUACAUCAUCAAUGCAGGCUCCGGCUUUAGGCUUUUGUGGAACACAGUUAAAUCCUUCCUUGAUCCAAAGACUACGUCUAAGAUUAACGUUUUGGGUAACAAAUUCCAAAGCAAGCUCCUGGAAAUCAUUGAUGCUAGUGAACUCCCGGAUUUCUUGGGUGGUACCUGCACUUGUUCUAGUAAAGGCGGUUGCAUGCGUUCUGAUAGGGGUCCAUGGCAAGAUCCAGAUAUCAUGAAGAUGGUUCGCAAUGGUGAACACAAAUGUUCAUCAAGAUCUGAUAUCCCAGAUGAGAAAACUAUCACUGUGGAUUCAUCUGCCAACAAGGUGGAUGUGGAAUCUUCCGGAAUGCCAAAGGAGCAUGUCAAGCAUCAACAGCUCCCCUCUGUACAUGAAGAAGCUCCAACGAACGCAAGCGAUCCCAAAAGGCACACACCUGUGCCUGAAAAGCCUGUUGAUACAAAUUAUACAAGACAAGUGCAAAAGGUUCCCACUCCUAAAGAUUAUUAUAAUCCCAGUGACGCUUAUCAAGCAUCCAACGAUGGGUUUGGCAACCACAUUUUUACGGGCAUGAUGACAUUUAUGAUGGGAGUUAUGACCAUGGUCCGUAUGACAAAAAGCAUGCCCAAAAAGAUGACAGAAACCAGCCAUUACCCUAGUCCUGCUUAUGAAGAGCCAGUUAAACAAAGUCCCAACCCAUAUCAAUUGCAAGCGCCUGGUGGCAUCUCUACGGCGGAGUAUCUAUCCAUGAUGAAGCGUUUAGGAGACUUAGAGGAGAAAGUCAUAGUCCUUACGAACAGACCGAUUGAGAUGCCUCCUGAGAAAGAGGAGAUGCUUAAUAAUGCUUUAAAUCGCAUCGAGUCUUUGGAGAUUGAGCUUUCUGCUACCAAGAAGUCUCUUGAGGACACACGAGCUCAGCAACAAGAGUUUGCAGCAUACCUUGAAAAGAAAAAGAAAAAGAAGAGCAUUUUCGGUUUCUGACCUUGCAAGUUUCAAGACGAUACAGUUAUUAAGGUAAUGUAGAAGGAGAGGUGAGAAUCGUGUAACCGGUGGCAAUGUUGAUCUUUUUUUUUUCUGCGUCCACCUAAAUGAUGUCCAAGUGCACACACUUUGCUCUGUGAAUAAAAACCUGAUUCAAAACUUGUGUACCAUUUACGAUUUUUUUUUAAUAUUGUAUAGAUAGUGUCUUAAGGAUUUGCUUUUAAAUAUCAAAAGUAGCGAUUUAUCAGUUGAACUUAA
This is a messenger RNA of Erigeron canadensis, 2171 nucleotides long. Its product is annotated as phosphatidylinositol/phosphatidylcholine transfer protein SFH3-like. The transcript is spliced from 14 exons. Lineage: Eukaryota; Viridiplantae; Streptophyta; Magnoliopsida; Asterales; Asteraceae. The coding region runs from base 177 to 1913 and encodes 578 amino acids. The record is from RefSeq and is a predicted model, not a curated record.